AUGAUGCACCCUUCGAGACAGGCGUACGUGGAGGAGGCCGUGGAUACCGACAUGGGCAUUGACUUGGCUAAUCUGCCUGUCGACCGCGAUUAUGAACUCCCCUCUGCGGCGGCUGGCAUCCCGCCUGAACGAGCCUCCGCCAUUCUGUCCCAAUUCGAACGAAAGCGAAAGGCCGCCGCCAUGGCCGUGCCGACCGACGAUACGCGAGUGCGCGCGCGACUGCGAGAGAUCGGAGAGCCCAUCACACUGUUUGGCGAAGGACCGGCGGACCGACGAGAUCGAUUGCGAGAGCUUCUGACGGAUCUGGCGGAGAGACAGGGCGAUGGAGAUGUGGACAUGGCGGAGGCAUUGGAGGACGAGGAAGAAGAGGAAGCAGAGCAGCAGGAGGAGUUCUACACGGAGGGGUCGGAAGAUCUCUUGAACGCCCGCAAAGCAAUCGCGCGUUUCUCUUUGCCCCGUGCGAAAACGCGCGUCGACCGUUUGCGAGAAGAGUCGACGAUCCCACUAAGAACACAUAUCAAACAUCGCAAAGCAAUCAAAGAGAAGCUACACGGAUUCGAUCUCUACGGGUCUCAGAUUGCCGGUGAACGUCCCGUCAGUAUUUGCCGAUUCUCGCCGGAUGGACAGACCAUUGCGACUGGAAACUGGGGCGGUGGGAUUAGCUUGCUGACGGUGCCGAAUCUGGAGGAGAAACGGUCAUUCAAGGCGCAUUCGGAUCGGGUGGGAGGUCUAUCGUGGUUCCCCGGCGCUACGUUACCCACUUCAGAUGUAUCCCCGUCGACCGUCAACCUGGUCUCCGGCGGCGGAGAAGGCAACGUGUGCCUUUGGUCUCUCGAUAAGAAUGAACCGUUGGCGACUCUCUCCGGUCACUCAGGCCGUGUGUGUCGGACGGAGUUUCACCCCUCAGGUCGGUACGUCGCCUCCGCUUCUUAUGAUACAACAUGGCGCCUGUGGGACGUGGAAACGACAGCCGAGUUACUGCUACAGGAAGGUCAUUCCCGAGAGGUUUACACUUGCGCCUUCAACAACGAUGGCUCUCUAAUGGCCAGUGGUGGACUGGACAGCAUCGGACGGAUCUGGGAUCUGCGGACGGGUCGGACGGUGAUGAUUCUCGAGGGCCAUAUUCGCGAAAUCUACGGCCUGGACUGGGGUGUUGACGGAUACCGAGUGCUGUCGGGCUCCGGCGACGGAUGGGUUAAAUGCUGGGAUCUGCGUCAAGUACGAAACACGGGGGGUAUUGGAGCGCACAAGAGCGUCGUUUCCGACGUGCGAUGGUACAAGGGGACGGAAUCAGCGGCAUCCUACCUGCCGUCGGUGGACGGACAGAACGGCCGCAUGGAGGUCGACGGUGCCACGAUGACCUCGAGUGAUGCGCCGACAGCACCCGUGCAACCGCGCAAGUCGGGCACGUUCUUCGUGACUAGUGGAUUCGAUAAGAACGUCAACAUCUUCAGCGCGGAUGACUGGUCGCUAGUGAAGUCGCUGAGUGGACACGCGGGCAAUGUUCUCAGCACUGAUAUCAGCGACGAUGCGAAAUGGAUUGCUAGCUGCGGACAUGAUCGCACAGUCAAGCUUUGGGGCAUUGAAUGA
Aspergillus melleus is the source of this 1590-nucleotide messenger RNA. RefSeq names its product putative pre-mRNA splicing factor. Gene Ontology annotation, cellular component: U4/U6 x U5 tri-snRNP complex. Gene Ontology annotation, biological process: mRNA splicing, via spliceosome. Gene Ontology annotation, molecular function: U4 snRNA binding; U6 snRNA binding; protein binding. NCBI's taxonomy places the organism in Eukaryota, Fungi, Ascomycota, Eurotiomycetes, Eurotiales, Aspergillaceae. The transcript has 3 exons. The record is from RefSeq and is a predicted model, not a curated record. The coding region runs from base 1 to 1590 and encodes 529 amino acids.